This is a messenger RNA of Colletotrichum orchidophilum, 2274 nucleotides long. RefSeq names its product PTAB protein. The transcript has 6 exons. Gene Ontology annotation, biological process: negative regulation of transcription by RNA polymerase II; positive regulation of transcription by RNA polymerase II. Lineage: Eukaryota; Fungi; Ascomycota; Sordariomycetes; Glomerellales; Glomerellaceae. Gene Ontology annotation, cellular component: nucleus; transcription regulator complex. Bases 1 to 2274 code for a protein of 757 amino acids. The record is from RefSeq and is a predicted model, not a curated record.
AUGACGAGUAUGGGACCGUCGUUUGCAGGCCAUCCUGCCGGCAUGCAACAGCAUCCAGGCGUACCUGGGCACCCCAUGGCCCAGGGUAUGCCUCACAACCCAGGGCAGCAAGGCCCGGGCGGAGGAAUGCCUCACCAGAUGCACAUGGCAGUAUCAGGGCCUGGUGGUCAGGUUAAUCCAAAUCAGUUGAUGGGCGGCAUGCCGCCGGGUGCUGGAGGUCCGAAUGCUCACGCUCUGCAGCAUCUCAAUCCUGCCCAAAACCAAAUGUUCCAGCAAAAUCAGUUUGGUAACUUCCAGAACCCAGCAGCGAUGGCGCACGCCACCCAGAUGGCGCAGCAGCGAUUGUUCCAACAGCAGCAACAAGCGCGACAGGCGCUCAUGGCCCAGCAGGCCUUCAACGCGAAUAUGGCGGGCGUCAAUGGCAUGCCGAUGGGGAUGCCAAUGAACCCUAUGAACGCAGCUCAGAUCGCGGCUAUGAGGCAGGGCAUGCGGCCGCAGCAACAUAACCCCCAAGCACAAGCGAUGCUCGCUCAACAGAUCGCCCUCCAACAACAAGCUGUCGCUCAACAGAACCAGCAGAUGCAACAGGGCCAACAACAACCCGGCCAGCCGGUGCAGAUGAACCCUCAGCACAUGCAGAGCCUCCAGCAGGCCCAGAUGGCAAUGCAGCAGCAGCAACAGGCCCAGCAGCAACAGGCCCAGCAGCAGGCUCAGCAGCAGCAACAGCAGCAGGCCCAACAGCAGGCCCAGCAACAAGCGCAGCAGCAGCAGCAGCAACAGCAGCAGCAACAACAGGGUCAGCAACCUCAAGGCGGACCGCAACAGCCUCAACCACAGCCCCAGCAGACACCGCAUCAGACACCGCAGCAGCAGCCCGCGCAGCCCGUCAACCCUCAAUCUGCAGGGCAGCCCACGCCAUCUCAGACCCCGGGUCCGGCCCCGAACCAGCAACCGCAGCCUCCUCAGCCUCAAGCCCAGCCGCAGGGUCCUCCUCAGAUGGCUCCCCAACCUGGACCGCAACAGAUGAACCCCGCGCAGCAGGCUGCAGCCCAGGCUGCUGUGGCUAACAGCAUGGCUCUCGCUCAGCAACACAGAAGGGAAGGGAUGAAGGGGCAGUGCCUGCUCAAAUUGAUGCAGUUCAGUGAACAUUUGAGCGGUUUUCCCGGCCCCAAGGGCAAAGACGACUUGUCUUACUGGAACAGCUUCGUCAAUCAAUUCUUUUCACAGAAGGGCGUGUUCCGACACUCGGUACACAUCACCGACGUCGAAGAUCAGGCAGACAAGCAAUACGAGAUAACCUUUCCUGCGCUUCCUCGAUACUUCCAUACGCACUUUGACAGCGGUGUCAAGAAUAUGCAGUUGAUAAUGGAAAAGGGGACUACGGAUCGACCGCUCCCUGGCGACGGCCACUGGAUCGAGAACACCAAAUCCAGCUUGGUGUACUGGUAUGACAGCGGUUCACAUCUUGUCGCCACCGGCACCGUCAGAGCUCACUUCGAUGCGGAGCAGAAAAUUGAGCUUUUUGAGUUCUUGACAACCAACCAUGAAGAAUACAUUUCUCGGAAGGCCGCGAUCGAAGCUGCGAAGCCUGUGCACAAUUGGGUGAAGGAGUGGCACAAGGUUAAUUCCCCUGAUACCAAGACUUCCCCAGAAAUGAGCAAGAAGGGCAAGGCUCGUCCCAUGAAGUCUCCGCAAAAUCCUCCGCCAGAAGCACUGGUGGAUCUUCCGGAGUCGGCGGUCAAGAGGGGUAUGGGGGUUACCGAAGCUGUGUUCCAGUUCCUCGAGAUUGCUGAAGUGAUCGGCCAAAUGAACCCCCUUUUCGCGUUCUACCACAACCAUCCUAACCUCGGCCCGUAUGCUGCUCUAGAGCAGUACGUCGGCCAGAUUAACGCCCAGCCGCAAGUCAUGAACGGUCAGCCCAUGCCCCAAGCCCCCAGGACACCCAGCUUCGGUCAGUUCCCGAUGGGUGCCAGCCCAGCUCAGCCGCAUAUGCAGCUUCCCGGCUCGCCUCAUGUCACUGGCAGCCCUGCGCAGGGCCACAUGCAGGCACCUGGCAUGCAGAUGCAACAGAGCCAGCAAGGCACCAGCUCCAGCGGACCUAGUGCAAAUACCUCUCCGGCUUCCAACAAGCGAAGACGCCCAUCCGGCGUGAAGAUGGAGGAAGACGGCUCCCAGGCACCUACUCCAGGCGGUCCUCAGGUCAACGGAGUCCAGAACAAGGGCAAGCCGCCUACGCCGCGGAUGGCAAAGAGAAUGAAGGGCAAUCCGGCGUAA